Botrytis sinoallii is the source of this 462-nucleotide messenger RNA. RefSeq lists its product as uncharacterized. The transcript is spliced from 2 exons. The record is from RefSeq and is a predicted model, not a curated record. Lineage: Eukaryota; Fungi; Ascomycota; Leotiomycetes; Helotiales; Sclerotiniaceae. Bases 1 to 462 code for a protein of 153 amino acids.
AUGCCUAUUAUCAACUGUGGUUCGAAUGUCAAAGAACUUCUUGGAGUGAUUUUGCCUUUAUAUAUGAAGUUGCUGGCUGCCCCUCUUUGCAAAGUUGGAAACCGCAUUAUCUCUCGUUAUCACAAAGUCGCCGAUGCUGAAGCUGCAAUUCACGCUCUCAAGGCACAACUGGUUGCUCAACACGGCAGCUUCGAGCAGGAACGCAAGACUUACAAAGAUAGAGAGGCAAUACUACAACAACAGCUGGACGAGUACAAGUCCAAAGUCCUGGAGCUUGAGCGGAGAAGACCAUUUCUAGAAAAGUUAGCAAUAGUAGGCGCUGCUGUUCGUUGCCGUGCUCUGGAGCAUGCCAAGGGUCGUAGGAUCUUUGGGGAAGGAAAGGAUAAGUUUACGAACAUUCGUGGAGAGGUUGAUAUAGAGGUUAUUAAGAAGGGAAAUGUCGCUUGUCAUCGGGGAAUAUAA